UUUUGUGAGCUCUCCAAGCACAACCUGACUUCCCAUCCACUUCACUUGCUGGCAACCGCAGUAGAUUUAAAAAUGCAAAUUCUCAUCAACCACAUAAGUGAAACCAGAGAGAUUUGGAGGAGCAGCUCUGCAGGAAGGAAGAGGAGUUAAAGGCAGGGCAGCUGCGUGGAAGGCAUAUAGCUCCAUCCAGCUUCUACUGAAGUCAGUGGAAAGGUUCCUGUUGCCUUCUGUGGGAGCUGGGUUGGGCAUAUAGGGCUUGAUUCCAGGCCUGCUGAAGUCUAUGGGACCUUUCCAUUUACUUGAAUUUUACUGCGUGUUGAAUCAGGCUGAGAGAGAGCAGCUGGAGCUGGAAGUGUUCACUCUCCCUCCACAAGUAUGGCAACCUCUGCACAAUACAGACAACUUAUAAAUGAUUAUGGACCUCCGUCUCUAGGCUAUACACAAGGGAUGCAGGGUACCAGCAGCAGUCAAGUACCACAAAGCAAAUAUGCAGAACUUCUAGCUAUCAUAGAAGAAUUAGGAAAAGAAAUUAGACCUACAUAUGCUGGAAGUAAAAGUGCCAUGGAGAGGCUAAAACGAGGCAUCAUUCACGCUAGAGGAUUAGUUCGGGAAUGCUUGGCUGAGACUGAACGGAAUGCAAGAUCCUAGCCUACUAAUUAAGUUACAAGACUUUCCAGCUCUUUAUGAAGAAAAAUGUAAUACUUAUUCCUUUUGAAACAUGCAGAUGAAUCUUUUUAUUUUGAGCGUUUUACCCUUUUUUUUUGCCCUUAUGAAAACGUACAGUUAAGAACGAGAAGAUUUUUCAAUUUACUGAGGGUUUGCAUUUUUUUAGAUGUUAAACUCCCCAAAUUCUUUCUAAAAGGUUAAGACUAAAACUGCAUGCAGAGGAAUGCUUUCUCUCCCACAGACUAUACUUAAGUUCCUUUCUUAUCCAGCCACCGUCUCAUUCUUUUUAUUUCUUUGACUAUAUUCACUUAACCCCACAUGGUCAAUCUUUCAACCUUUGACAUAAACUCUAAGGAUUUUUUUUUUUUUAAAUAACUGCACUGGUAGCAUGUUUUACCUAGUAGUUUGCUAUACUCACACAGUUUGCCAUACAGCAUAGACCCUGCUUAGAAAUAAUCCUUUUUUUUUUUUUUUGCAUAAGCAUUUGCAUGAUUGUUAGUGCUUUGGAGUCCAUUUAAAGUGCAUGAGUUAUAAAUACAGAAGAUAGAGCAACCUAACAAACAAUAACAAGGUCCCAGAAAACUAAUUUUCACCCUAAGGCUGAAGCUUUCAUUGUAAGUUUGCCAAAAAACAAAAUUCUGGAUAAGUUACUAAAACUGUUAUUUGCAUCUUUGUAUGUAUUUAUUACUUGAUGUAAUAAAGCUUAUUUUCAUUAA
Molecule: messenger RNA, 1382 nt
Organism: Chelonia mydas (Green sea turtle)
Lineage: Eukaryota; Metazoa; Chordata; Testudines; Cheloniidae
Gene: CDK2AP1
Product: cyclin dependent kinase 2 associated protein 1
Exons: 4
Coding region: 376-648 (90 amino acids)
Cellular component (GO): cytoplasm; nucleus
Source: RefSeq, a predicted model, not a curated record